AUAUAGUUACUUCACUCUUGUUGCUGUAACUGACCACACUCUCAGCAUUCUCAGUCAUUACCAUUACGGUAGUAAGGAAGUGUAGCGCUCAUGUUUGGUUUAGUCUGGUCCUCUCCUCGCUGCUGAUUUGAGAGGGAGUGAAAUGAUGCACAAGAUCAUGGGAGCAGAAGACUUUGAGCUGGAGUGGUGCUAUGAGCAGUGUGCCAAUGUAUUAUGUGCUGAGCGAGUGGGCCAGAUGACUAAGACCUAUAAUGACAUUGACGCUGUCACAAGACUUCUGGAGGAGAAAGAGCGGGAUCUGGAGCUCUCUGCCCGCAUCGGUCAGUCCCUCCUGAAGAAGAAUCGCAUACUGUCAGAGCAGAACGAAUACCUGGAUGAACAAGUGGGCACCAUCAGGGAAGAGGUUGCUCAGCUUCACCAUGAGUUGAAUCUAAAAGAUGAGCUCCUGCAGUUCUACACUAAUGCAGCGGAGGAGAGUGAAGAGGGGUCUGGAUCACACACGGGUCGACAGGGAAGGAAUGGAGUUUCUGCCCCUAGCAGUUCAUCUCUGGAUAUUCUGCAGCACAAACUUCGAGACCUUGAGGAGGAAAACCUUUCUCUCAGAUCAGAGGCGAGUCAUCUGAAGUCUGAGACAGAGUCAUAUGAGGAGAAAGAACAGCAAUUGGUGAAUGACUGCGUCAGAGAGCUAAGGCAGUCAAGCAUCCAGAUCUCCAGUAUAGCAGAAGAGCUGGCCAAAAAGACAGAAGAUGCCUCUCGCCAACAAGAGGAAAUCACACACUUACUCUCUCAGAUAGUGGACCUGCAGAAAAAAGCCAAAACUUUUGCCAUUGAGAACGAAGAACUUUCUCAGCACCUUUCGGCAGCUAAAGACGCUCAGAGACAGCUCACAACCGAGCUGCAGGAGCUGGAGGAGAAAUACUCUGAGUGCAUUGAAAUGCUCCAUGAGGCUCAAGAGGAACUCAAGAACCUACGGAACCGCAGUGUGUCUGCAGGAACUCCUCGACGCUAUCACCCUCUGGGACUUUUUCCCAUGGACUCCCUGGCUGCUGAAAUUGAGGGAACCAUGAGGAAGGAAUUGAGUCUCGAGAAUCCUGACAAUGAAGAACAGAGGGUCCGUAAUAAGCGUGUGUUUGAGACUGUGAAGAACAUCAACCAGUCUGCCAGACUGCAAUCUUCUGCUACUAACAUCCCAGGGUCCAAUCAGACGCUGUCUUCCCUUAGCUCCCCCCAAUCCGACAGCAAUAGCAACAAUGCAGUACCUGAUAACCGUACACAGAGCAUGCUCCAUGAAACCAACUCCUCAGAUGCUGCCGUGGAUGCCUCUGAGAAGCGAUCUGGCUCCGAGGAGCUCAAACUUGCUCUGCGGCGACUGUCUCUACGUCGACAGAACUGUCUGAGCGAGCGUCUUUUCUUUGAGGGGGAGCGGGGGAGGCGUAAUCGGGAGCCGGCGGACAGUGGAUAUUAUUCAAACAGGCUUGUCCACAGUGAGAGCAUCAUGUCCCUGGGCGCUUGGUCCAGUCGGCCUUAUCUUCCUGACAAGCUCCAGAUUGUCAAACCUCUGGAAGGCUCAGCUACCCUUCAGCACUGGCAGCAGUUAGCUCAGCCUAAUCUGGGUGGUAUCCUGGAUGCUCGACCUGGUGUGGUCCCGAAAGGCUACCGUCCUUUGGAGGUGGAUCUGGAGGAAGUAUAUCACUAUGCCGACUACGAGGAGGAUGAGCCUGGAGAUCAGUACUUCCAGAAACUUCCCACCACAACCUCAUCUAAUCCCAGUGUCCCUCCUGCCCAUAGCAUUUCUCCCUCAGCCUCCCCGUCACCAUGUCUCAGCACAGGUCACGCGUCCAUAGAGUUCUCAAUGUAUUUCCCAGGCAAAUGCAUGGCUCAUACAAGUUCGACCUACACCUUCACCACCUGCAAAAUCCUCCAUCCUUCUGAUGAGCUCACAAGGGUGACCCCCAGUUUAAACCCUGUCCCAACCUCGUCCUGCGUGAUUUCAAGCAGUCUGCGGUCGACGCCUGCUGCCACGCCCUGUACUCCUCGCAGAAUGAGCCUGUCCCAGUCACAAUCCUUCACCAACCUGCGGGACCCCACAAAAACCUUCAGCACAUCUUUGGGGCUGGUGCGCCUCUUGCAGGAGAGGGGCAUCUCUGCCGCCGUGUACCAGCCUCAGAGCUGGGAGAGAGGAAGUGGAGGAGUCCUCUUUUCCACCUCAGUUCUUCCUCCUCCACCUCACGACCCCCACCGCCCCAAUACCCCACCCAAUUCUCCCACCCGCCGCACUCCUAGCCCGGGAUCGGUGGUUUCUGAUUCAGACACCUCUAUACCUUUCUCUUUCAAAAGCCCAUCCUAUGAAAACUUUUUGGCUUCCAAACCGGCACGGUCCAUUUUGAAAGAGGUAGCUGGGGUGUCCGGGGCUCAGGCUAAAGACUGUGAGAGCCAAACUGAUGUCAGUAUGUAUAAUCUCAAUUUGGUUGAUAAGCUGAAAAGGUUGGGUUUGGCAAGCCCCGGGGCUUCUGGGACAACAGGGGGUGGGAUUCCAAGGCCAGGCCGACUUAUAAGUCAUCUUGGUGCGCUACAAAGGUCAGGGUCCCCCUUUAGUCCACUAAAUGAAGGGAUGAGGAGGAAUCGGAGCUAUCCUGCUAUGGUUGGGGCCAGUAUGGCGAUGAAGGGGCCCGGCCCUCAAGGGGAUGAAUUGUUACUGACCCCUAAACUACCUAAGCAAACAAGUCUCAAAUAAGUUAUGCAUAAUAAUGAAUCACACAAUCAAUAGAUUGGGCACUACAUUACUAACACCGAAGUCAUAACUUGUACAAAGACCCACUAACUUAAAUAAUUAAUCCAAUUUGUUUAUUUAAUCUGUCUUCAUUUGCUCACCCUCAUUCCAAACCUGUUUAACUUU
This is a messenger RNA of Pimephales promelas (fathead minnow), 2896 nucleotides long. RefSeq names its product trafficking protein, kinesin binding 1b (gene trak1b). Lineage: Eukaryota; Metazoa; Chordata; Actinopteri; Cypriniformes; Leuciscidae. Gene Ontology annotation, cellular component: dendrite; cytoplasmic vesicle; mitochondrion. The record is from RefSeq and is a predicted model, not a curated record. Gene Ontology annotation, biological process: endosome to lysosome transport; anterograde axonal transport of mitochondrion; neurogenesis. Gene Ontology annotation, molecular function: myosin binding; GABA receptor binding.